Labrus mixtus (cuckoo wrasse) is the source of this 3957-nucleotide messenger RNA. RefSeq names its product glutamate receptor, metabotropic 2a (gene grm2a). Lineage: Eukaryota; Metazoa; Chordata; Actinopteri; Labriformes; Labridae. Gene Ontology annotation, biological process: regulation of synaptic transmission, glutamatergic; G protein-coupled glutamate receptor signaling pathway. Gene Ontology annotation, cellular component: membrane. The record is from RefSeq and is a predicted model, not a curated record. The coding region runs from base 907 to 3588 and encodes 893 amino acids. Gene Ontology annotation, molecular function: group II metabotropic glutamate receptor activity. The transcript has 7 exons.
AAGAAAAUCUACCGCUGGACAUAAACAGUCUCCAAAGAAUCGUUAUUUGAAUACCUUCUUCCCCCUUUCUGACUGCUUGAACAAAUAGGGGGCGACUCUUAAAUCCUCUCCCUUCCUCACCUCCAGCCCUGCAGCUUUACAAACCAGAGAAACAGCGGCUGAAAUAAAUCCGUCACGUUCUAUUUGAUUAAAUGUACAUUUUGCACAACAGGGUUAAGUCAGACUAUGUACUGCGUGGAGCAGCUGCGCCUUUGUUCCAAGUGUACAGACCCUCUGUGAGUCGAGGUCCAUUGCAGCAGCAUUUCUGUGUUGCAAGUUAUUGAAGAUUUAGCAUGAGCCACUCGAGUAACAGGUGGGCGUCGGUUCGAGUCUUGUGAGCGCGUUUGAGAAAUGUGACCUGUGAGCGGGAUCAGCGCGGCAGGUAUCCGGCGGCUCGUCGUCUGCUUUGUUUCAGCACCACGGACAGCUCCUGGCAGGCGGCACAGCUGUACGCGGUGUAAACUUCAGGGUACAACCAUCCACCUCCUUCCCUCCUUCAUUCCUUCAUUCAUUCAUUCAUCCCGCUCCAGCUCCUCUUGAGUCCACAGCCAUACCGGGGCUUUUAGGUUUAAACAAGUGAACGCUGCUGCUGAGGAUAUGUGCUGGCUUCAUUCAUCACACUGCUGCGCUGCACACUGAGGAUCCCUGCACAGGCUUUAAUCCAGGAAAACCCUAAAGAAGAGACGGACAUAGACGAUGGCCCUGGUGCUGUAAAUGGCCUCUGAAAGAAUAAAAACACUGGUGCUUUGAGAGCUGGUGCUGCUCUGCCUCACUGUUCUAUUCUUCAGAGCUGCCAUCAUCAAAGACUGAGUAGACGCUGACCAGAAAAACAAAGGCGGGGAUUCUGACCUCGCUCUGCCCAGGGAUAUGUCAUUGGGGAGAUCCCCUGUUUUAGGGGUACGCCCUGUGCCCCAACCCCUCUGGCUGUCCCACCUCAGCCUGCUGUGCGUGUGUUUGUUGCUCUUUGCCCAGGCUCCCUAUGGUCUGCCUGUGGUGGGUUAUAACACUGACUCCAAGAGGGAGAUCACACUGGACGGAGAUUUGAUGAUCGGUGGCCUGUUCCCCGUGCACCAGAAGGGGGAGGGGGUAGAGGACUGUGGGAAGAUCAAUGCACAGAGAGGGAUCCAGAGACUGGAGGCCAUGCUGAUGGCACUUGAUGAAAUCAACAAGGAUGAACACAUCCUGCCAGGGAUCAAACUUGGGGCUCAUAUAUUGGACACUUGCUCUAAGGACACCUACGCACUGGAGCAGUCUUUGGAGUUUGUCCGGGCCUCGCUCACCAAAGUGGAUGACAGUGAGUACACAUGCCCUGAUGGCUCCUAUGCCAUUCAUGAUGAUGUCCCUUUGGCUAUCUCAGGUGUCAUCGGAGGCUCCUACAGUGACGUCUCCAUACAGGUGGCAAACCUGUUGCGACUCUUCCAAAUUCCUCAGAUCAGCUAUGCUUCAACCAGUGCAAAACUCAGCGAUAAGAGCCGCUAUGACUACUUUGCCCGCACCGUGCCCCCUGACUUCUAUCAGGCCAAGGCCAUGGCAGAGAUCCUGCGUUACUUCAACUGGACAUACGUGUCAACGGUGGCAUCAGAAGGGGACUAUGGUGAAACUGGAAUUGAUGCCUUCCAGCAAGAGGCUCGUGCCAGACAGAUCUGUAUUGCUACUUCAGCCAAGGUGAGCCGCUCCAUGAGCCGCUGGAGUUACGAGAACGUGAUCCGCUCCCUGCAGCAGAAGUCCAACGCCAAGGUAGUCAUCCUGUUCACACGCAGCGAAGAUGCCCGUGAACUGCUGGUGGCAGCAAACCGCAUGAAUGUCACGUUCACAUGGGUGGCCAGUGAUGGAUGGGGAGCACAGGAGAGUGUGGUUAGAGGCAGUGAAGCUGUGGCUGAUGGGGCUUUCACCAUUGAACUGGCUUCCUAUCAGAUUCCCCAGUUUAAUGACUACUUCACUGGCCUGCACCCGUACAACAACACUAGGAAUCCCUGGUUCAGGGAGUUUUGGGAGAACCAGUUCCAGUGCAGCCUCCACGAUUUGGGCUGUGGAAAAAACUCGCUACGGGAGGUUCCGUUUCAGCCAGAGUCCAAGAUCAUGUUUGUCGUAAACGCUGUCUAUGCAAUGGCCGCUGCCCUACAUAACAUGAGGCAGGCCUUAUGCCCUAACUCAACCAAGGUGUGUGAAGCUCUCAAACCUGGCAAUGGCAGAAAGUUUUACAGGGACUACAUUCUCAAGGUCAAGUUUGAGGCGCCUUUCCGUCCACCAGACACAGAGAAUGUAGUCCGCUUUGAUGCCUUCGGGGACAGCCUCGGCCGUUACAACAUUUUCCACUACCACAAAGAAGACGGACGCUAUGUUUACCGCAAGGUCGGUUAUUGGGCCCAGAGCCUCACCCUGAACACCAGCUCGAUCCCCUGGGAUGGCCAGGUUGCACCGACUUCCCAGUGUAGUGACCCCUGCAGGAAGAAUGAGGUGAAGAGUAUGCAGCCUGGAGAUGUGUGCUGCUGGAUCUGUAUCCCCUGUCAGCCCUACCAGUACUUGCAGGAUGAGUUCACCUGUGCUGACUGUAGAUUUGGACAGUGGCCCCUUGCUAACCUGACAGGCUGUUACGAUCUGCCUGAGGAGUACAUCCGCUGGGAAGAUGCCUGGGCCAUUGGACCCGUCACUAUCUCCUGUCUGGGGAUGAUGUGCACACUCUUUGUCAUUGGUCUCUUCAUUAAACACAACGAGACACCCGUUGUGAAAGCCAGUGGACGUGAACUCUCCUACAUUCUCCUGCUGGGAGUGUUGAUGUGUUAUAGCAUGACUUUCAUCUACAUAGCAAAGCCAUCAACCGCAGUUUGUACGCUGCGCCGACUGGGCUUAGGCACAUCCUUUGCUGUGUGCUACUCAGCCCUCCUAACCAAGACCAAUCGCAUCGCACGAAUCUUUAGCGGGGUUAAAGAUGGAGCACAGCGACCACGCUUCAUCAGCCCGGCUUCACAGGUCGCCAUCUGUGGUGCUCUGAUCUCCUGCCAGCUGGUUGUGGUGGUGGUCUGGCUGCUGGUGGAGACUCCAGGAGUGAGAAAGGAAGUGAGCCCAGAGAAAAGAGAUGUGGUCACCCUUAAGUGUAACAGCAAGGACUCCAGCAUGCUCAUGUCCCUGACAUACAACUGCAUUCUCAUUAUUCUCUGCACGGUUUACGCCUUCAAGACCCGAAAAUGCCCCGAGAACUUUAACGAGGCCAAGUUCAUCGGGUUUACCAUGUACACUACCUGCAUAAUCUGGCUGGCAUUCCAGCCUAUUUUCUACGUUACUGCCAGUGACUACAGGGUGCAAACCACCACCAUGUGCAUCUCUGUGAGUCUGAGUGGGUCCGUGGUGUUGGGCUGCCUCUUUGCUCCAAAGGUCCACAUCAUCCUGUUCCAGCCUCAGAAGAAUGUCUGCAAUCUCAGAGUGGCCACCACCCGCUUCAGCGUCACCACCGGCCCAGGCUCCAGCUUCUCUCAAGCAUCAGUGUCCAAUGUCGUUCCAACUGUGUGUAACGGACGAGAAGUGGUGGACUCCACAACGUCCUCCUUGUGAAGAUCAGCUGAGUUUCUUUGCCAAGCAUCGUAAACAGAGUUAUAUAAUCACUAGUCAUGAAUCAGGUGUCUCAGAUAUUAAAGAGGUCACACAGACGAUCGUCCUGACUUUGUUGUCCUCAAAGUGCUGUGAUUACAAUGUCCCGAUUAUUUGAUUUAGUUCUUUUGCUCGUAGCGAUUUGAAAUGAGAUGCUGAAAAAUUAUGAUAUAUCCCUUGUUUUUAUUGAAGAUUCUACUUGGAGUAUGGAGUGAACUGUAGUAAAUCUGUUAAAUGUAAUAUAUACAAGACGUUUUUAUUGUAGAUUUUGGUGAACCAGUAUGUGCUCUCUUGUAAUUUAUGUAAAUAAAAUGUGUUUUCUAUUAAUACUAA